GUGCUCUUGCAUCCGGUCUAUUCUUUUUGUGAGGGAACCAUCCGGUCUAUUCUGAUUUUCCGAUCCAGCAGGUUGUCUGGAUCACUGCUCUACUACAGUGCCAUUUGUGAAGCAUGGAGGAGAAUCGGAGCGAUAUCCCGCUCAUCUCCGGCUCCGAGCUGCCGGACAGGAGGGGAGGAGGCAAGAUCUCCGAGCUUGCGAAGGAGGUAUGGGGAGAGUCCAAGAAGCUGUGGGUGGUCGCCGGCCCGGCCGCGUUCACGAGGCUGACAUUCUAUGGCAUGACCGUGGUCAGCCAGGCCUUUGCCGGGCACAUCGGUGACCUCGAGCUCGCCGCCUUCUCCAUAGCCACCACCGUCAUUUCUGGUCUCAGCUUUGGCUUCUUUGUUGGCAUGGCGAGUGCAAUGGAGACGCUGUGCGGCCAAGCCUACGGUGCAAAGCAGUACCACAUGAUGGGCAUCUACCUGCAGCGCUCGUGGCUCAUCCUCCUCAGCUUCGCCGUGCUUCUUACUCCGACCUACAUCUUCAGCGAGCAGCUGCUCACCGCGCUGGGCCAGCCCGCCGAGCUGUCGCGCCAGGCGGGCUUGGUCAGCCUGUACAUGCUCCCGCUGCACUUCGUCUACGCCAUCGUCCUGCCGCUCAACAAGUUCCUGCAGUGCCAGCGCAAGAACUGGGUCGCCGCGGUCACCACGGCCGCGGCGUUCCCCGUUCACGUCGUCGCCACCUGGCUGCUGGUGCGUUGCUUCCGGCUCGGGGUCUUUGGAGCAGCGAUGGCGCUCACCCUGUCCUGGGCACUCGCCACGGUGGGUCUCCUCUCGUAUGCCUUGGGCGGCGGGUGCCCGGAGACGUGGAGGGGAUUCUCAGCUUCUGCCUUCGUGGACUUGAAGGACUUCAUCAAGUUGUCCGCGGCGUCUGGUGUCAUGCUCUGCUUGGAGAAUUGGUACUACCGGAUCUUGGUUUUCCUGACGGGCUAUGUGAAGAACGCUGAACUGGCUGUCGAUGCACUGUCCAUCUGUAUAAGUUAUGCUGGAUGGGAGAUGAUGAUUCAUUUGGGAUUCUUAGCAGGCACUGGGGUGAGGGUGGCUAAUGAGCUCGGUGCAGCCAACGGAGCACGAGCGAGAUUUGCGACAAUUGUGUCGAUGACGACAUCAUUUCUGAUCAGCCUAUUCAUUAGUUUGCUCAUCCUGAUUUUCCAUGACAAACUCGGAAUGAUCUUCUCGUCGAGUCAGGCUGUGAUUGAUGCAGUAGACAACAUUUCCUUUCUGCUGGCCCUCACCAUCCUCCUCAACGGAAUCCAACCUGUGCUCUCUGGAGUUGCUGUUGGCUCAGGGUGGCAGGCAUUGGUUGCUUAUGUCAACAUUGGGAGCUAUUACUUGAUUGGUGUUCCUUUCGGUUUUCUGCUAGGAUGGGGCUUGCAUUAUGGGGUUCAAGGAAUUUGGGUCGGAAUGAUCGUUGGCACAAUGGUGCAAACUCUAAUACUGGCAUAUAUCACUCUACGGUGUGAUUGGAAUGAAGAGGCAUUGAAAGCUAGUACCCGAAUGCGGAGAUGGAGCAACUCCAAGUGAGUUUUAGCCUUCAUCCAUAUGUGGAAGGAGCAGCAAGAAGUGCGGACAUAGCUAUAAGAGUAUCUUUAAAGUAUUUCUUAGCUGACACUCUAAAUCAUUAUCUAGAGAGCUAUUAAAUAAAAAUCACUCCAUGUGUAUCUUUCCACCCUCUGACAGUUUUUCUAUCUUAUGUGUAUUUUAGAGAGUUAGAUCCAACUUUUCAUCUUUGGCUAGUGAAAAACUGAAAUAAAGGAUGACAAUAUUUAGAGAUCCAA
Molecule: messenger RNA, 1816 nt
Organism: Sorghum bicolor (sorghum)
Lineage: Eukaryota; Viridiplantae; Streptophyta; Magnoliopsida; Poales; Poaceae
Product: protein DETOXIFICATION 27
Exons: 8
Coding region: 114-1562 (482 amino acids)
Biological process (GO): xenobiotic detoxification by transmembrane export across the plasma membrane
Cellular component (GO): membrane
Molecular function (GO): antiporter activity; xenobiotic transmembrane transporter activity
Source: RefSeq, a predicted model, not a curated record